Botrytis fragariae is the source of this 600-nucleotide messenger RNA. Its product is annotated as putative 4-carboxymuconolactone decarboxylase family protein. The record is from RefSeq and is a predicted model, not a curated record. Gene Ontology annotation, molecular function: peroxiredoxin activity. NCBI's taxonomy places the organism in Eukaryota, Fungi, Ascomycota, Leotiomycetes, Helotiales, Sclerotiniaceae. The transcript is spliced from 3 exons. Bases 1 to 600 code for a protein of 199 amino acids.
AUGCGUCUUCCAUACGCUGACCCCUCUUCCCCCACCUUCUCCUCUCCCUCUGACCGCGCAAUAAUCGAACGUGUUGAAGCGCGUCGCGCACCACGACCUCUCCAACCCCUAGACUUGACGUUACUGCACAGUCCCCCUGUAGCAGAUGGCUGGAACUCAUUUCUUGGAGCAGUCAGGACACAAACGAGCCUGGCUGAUGAUAUCAGGGAGAUAGCGAUUUGCAGGGUGGCUAUCUGUAACACGGCUUGGUAUGAGUGGGGACAUCAUGCACCAUUGGCGAAGAAAGGAGGAGUUAGUGAUGAGGGCAUGGAGACGCUUAAGAGGGAAAAGUGUGAGAGGGAGGGAAAUGGGGAUGCCAAUGGAGAUGCAGAGGGGUUGAGCAGAAAACAGUGGGCUGUGAUUAAGUAUACGGAUGAGAUGACUAGGAAUGUUAGGGUGCCAGAUGAGGUUUUUGAGGAGUUGAAAAAGUGGUUCGAUCAAAAGGAAAUUGUGGAGUUAACGGCUACGAUCGCAGCAUACAAUUGUGUUAGCAGAUUUUUGGUAGCUCUAGAUGUUGGCGAAAGAAAUAAGCUAACCGGCCCGGAUGAUGUGGCUCAUUGA